AAAUCACAUAAGUUGUCUAAAACAUCAAGGGCUUUCACUGAUUUGGUAUCUAGAAAAAGCUAAGUGAUCAUAACAAUGGCGGAUGAGGUAGUUCUUUUGAGUUUCUGGCUCAGCCCUUUUGGGAUGAGGGUCAAAAUCGCCUUGGCCGAGAAAGGAAUCAGCUAUGAGUACAAGGAAGAGAACCUGCAAGACAAGAGUCCUCUGCUUCUGAAGAUGAACCCUGUUCAUAAGAAGAUUCCUGUUUUGAUUCAUAACAGCAAACCCAUCUGUGAAUCCCUCGUCAUUGUUCAAUACAUUGAUGAGGUUUGGAGGGACACAUGUCCUUUGCUUCCCUCUGAUCCUUACCUCCGAGCUCAAGCCAGGUUUUGGGCUGAUUUCAUCGACAAGAAGAUAUUCGACUGUGGUAGGAAGACAUGCAUGUCGAAAGGAGAAGAAACUGAGGCAGCAAAGAAAGAGCUGAUACAAUCCUUGAAAGUGUUAGAAGCAGAGCUUGGAAAGAAGCUUUUCUUUGGGGGAGAGAAGUUUGGAUAUGUGGAUUUGUGCCUCAUCCCCUUCUACACUUGGUUUUACUCCUAUGAAACUUUUGGGAGCUUUAGCAUGGAAGCUGAGUGCCCCAAACUUACUGCUUGGGCAGAGAGGUGCUUGGAGAAGGAGAGUGUGUCCAACUCCCUUGCUGACCAACAAAAGGUCUACCAGUUUUUUGGGCAGAUGAGGAAGAUGUAUGGGAUUGAGUAAAAACACAAGAGAAUGGUUGAAAACUAUGAAUAAAGUCUGCUACCUUCUGAAGCAGGAAGUAGGAAGGGUCUUUCCCUCUGAUUUUUGUUUUGCUGGAAGAAAGGAGAGAUUGUGAUCUUUUCACUAGUAUUUUGUAAUCUUCUACUUUACUUUUUCACCUUGUCUUUUGAACUUUGUAGCUGAAUGAUAUUGGUAUUUUCCUUUCAA
This is a messenger RNA of Macadamia integrifolia, 942 nucleotides long. Its product is annotated as probable glutathione S-transferase. The transcript is spliced from 2 exons. Gene Ontology annotation, cellular component: cytoplasm. The record is from RefSeq and is a predicted model, not a curated record. Gene Ontology annotation, molecular function: glutathione transferase activity. The coding region runs from base 76 to 735 and encodes 219 amino acids. NCBI's taxonomy places the organism in Eukaryota, Viridiplantae, Streptophyta, Magnoliopsida, Proteales, Proteaceae. Gene Ontology annotation, biological process: glutathione metabolic process.